Molecule: messenger RNA, 957 nt
Organism: Aspergillus tubingensis
Lineage: Eukaryota; Fungi; Ascomycota; Eurotiomycetes; Eurotiales; Aspergillaceae
Product: alpha/beta hydrolase
Exons: 1
Coding region: 1-957 (318 amino acids)
Source: RefSeq, a predicted model, not a curated record
AUGUCUCCCUACCAAUUCUUGUCACUGUCUACCAAGCCUUCCGCCAAACUAUGCUAUAGCUUCCAUCCAGCUGUGGGCACUGCCAAGCCUGUGCUGAUUGUCUUUGUCAAUGGCCUUGGCCUGCCACAGACCUCCUGGGAGGGGGCCAUUACACGCCUUCAGACACAGCCUCCCGCUGCUGGACUGCCCGCCAUGCUGACCUAUGACCGCUACGGUCAGGGGCAGACCACAGACCGGGAUCCCGACGACAACACCGAGGAUCCCAUGCACGGCCAUGAUACAUUGACUGUGGUCCGGGACCUUCAUCAACUAAUUACUCAAAUCGCGUCCGAGAAAAUGGGAAUCUCCAAUCUGAACCCGGGCAGUCUGUCCCUCGUGCUGGUCUCCAACUCCAUUGGUGGCGCGCUGGUGCGGCUCUAUGCUCAAGAAUAUCCCGGCACAGUGGCAGGCCUUCUUUUCCUGGACAGUGUGCUGGCAAACUCCGACUUUGUCUCUAUCUACCCGGACCCUGAUGCACCUGGCUUCGACCCAACCAGUCUGCCAGAUGGGGUGACGGUGGAUGCGAUCCGUGCUGCUCGCGCGUAUAUGCAGCGGGUAUUUCACCCCAGUAAUGGCAGUCGCGAGGGGCUCAGCCGAAAGAACCUGGCGCAACUAUUGCCGGAUAGCGAUGGACCCAAGUUGCAGGGGCCGGACGGCGGUCCCUGGGUAACGGUUGUUGGCCAUGAGUUUGAGGCGUUCAAAACCGAAUUUGAACAAAUGGGUGGCGCCCCGCCAAGACUGACGGAAGUCUAUAUGAAUCCUUACUGGCAUCGGUUCAACGAAGGAUUGGCUAAGCUUACUGAGCCUGCUCGUAGUAAGGGUCCUCUGCAGGCACCAGGGGCCGGCCACUUUGUCCAGCGAGAUAACCCGGAGCUCGUGGCAAACGAACUACGCGAAAUUCUCGACAAGAUUCUGUGA